UGAAUACCAGCAGCGAUGAUAAAACAAUGUUCCAGUCUUAUCUCUUCAUUAGAAACCUGCGAGUAGAACUGACUACAGUCGCACCCGCUGCAGGUGAAACUACCGCUCAGGUGGGAGAACCGGUUGUCGUGGAGAAAAUUCUCUGAGGGAAACAAAACGGGCUGAAGAGCGGCUGAGCAGAGGAGGGGGAGACCAGACGUCUUGAUAAGUCAGGAGGAGAAGAAGGAAAGACUAAAACCAUGGCAGAGCAUCCAGCAGCAGCAGGAGGAGGAGGAGGAGGAGGAGACGUCAGCCUGCAGGACGUCCUGACAGGACGAAUAGAUGGAGCUCAGAGGACGGAGAACGGCUCCAACAUGAUCCGAGUGUUCGUCAGCUCCACCUUCACCGAUAUGAGCAGCGAGAGGAAAGCCCUGCUGGAGAAAGCUUACCCAGAGGUCCUUGCUUUCUGUCGCAGUCUGGGGAUGGUGUUUGAGGUGGUGGAUCUGUGUUGGGGGAUUCGAAGUGACUCUUUCGGAGACCAUGAGGUCUGCGAGAUCUUCCUGCAGGAGAUCAAGAGCUGUCAAAGGAUUUCAGCCGGUCCAGCUUUCAUUGCUUUGCUGGGGAACCGGUACGGCCACCGGACUCUUCCUCGCGUCAUACCGGAGAAACAGUUUGAAGUCCUUUUGUCCAAACUCUCCAAAAGUCCCGACGGCGUCAAGCAGCUGAACAAGUGGUUCUUAAAAGACAACAAUGCGGUCCCGCCCACUUACAUUCUUCAGCCAAUCACAACUCACUUCCCCCACUACAGCGACCUCCGACCUGAGAGCGGCUCGCAGCGUGACGAAAACCUCCUCUCUUGGCGCCUCACAGAGACUCAAGUGCUGCAGCUUCUUCGCUCUGCCGCCACAGAUGCUGAGGCAGCCGGUGACAUCACAGAAGAGCAGAAACAACUCUACUUCACAUCAGUCACGGCACAAGAGUUUGAGCAGGGUUUGUGGAAGGACAGCAGCGAACAGUCGGCUCUGCUCUUCGUGCGAGAGAUUCCCAGCCAGAGAGGGAAGGACGGUCCCAAACGUUUUGCCAAGUACUUGGACCUGAGAGGGGACGGGCUUCUGGACAAAGAGGUUCAGGGACUCCUUGCCUCUCUCAAGUCCCGCCUCUACGCAACGCGGAAGGAGAUCCUCAACUUGCACUGCGUGGAGCUCAACAAGGGAAGCAUCGACCCCAUGCGCAAAGAGCACGCCCAGUACCUGGACGCCAUCUGCGAGCAGUUUGUCUCGCAGAUGAAGGUCCGCAUCGAAGCAGUGGUCAAUUCACCGGUGGUGGGCAGGCGGAGAAGGCUCUGGGGGAACAUUGAGGAAGAAAGGGAGGAAAUCUCCGAUUGGGUGGUUGAGGAAGUUCUACGGCACGCCACCAUGAGCACCAAGCUGUGCAGAAGUCUUCACGGCAGGGAGGGUCUCCUGGGUAAGCUCUGCUGCGCCAUGUGGGAGUCGACCAACGUCCACCACAGCCCGCUGGUGGUGCACGGGGACGCUGGGAUGGGGAAGACGGCUCUGCUGUGUAAAGUGGCGCAGGAGAUGCGUAGCGUUUUUGAAGCCGGGGUGGUGGUGGUGAUCAGGCUGCUGUCCGAUCGCCAUCCUCAGAGACCCGACAUCGAUCACGUCCUCCGCGGCGUCUGCUUUCAGAUAUGUCUGGCUUGUGGUUUGGCUCCACCCUCACACCCGACAGCCAACACGCACCUGGAGUUGCUCCCGUUCUUCUGGGACGUCCUCACCAAAGUUUCCGACCAGGGGGACACUCUGCUCAUCAUCUUAGAUGCUGUGGACCAGCUCUCGGACCAACAUCAUGCUCAUAAACUCCACUGGAUGCCCGCUGACCUCCCACCCAACGUCCACCUUAUAGUUUCCAUGGAAACCAACAGUGAGGUAUUUGCUAACAUGCGGUUGAAAUUGAAGAGUUUGGCUAGUUUCUUUGAAGUGGAUCGUUUGUCUCGAGACGAAGGAAAACAGAUGAUGGAGUCGUACCUGCUAGCUUCUCAGCGAACUUUGACCCCCGCGCAAAGCGACGGCGUGCUGCAGAGCUUCGAGCAGACCGGCAGUCCUCUGCACCUCACACUGAUUCUGUCUGCAGCCAAACGCUGGACGUCCUUCACCCUUCUCACGGCAACGCACCUGGGGCCCAACACACAGGAAAUGAUGUCACGGCUCUUCUUGAUGCUGGAGGAGAAACAUGGGAAGGAGCUGGUGGGCGGGGCUUUAGGGUACAUCACUCUGGCAAGGGGAGGUUUGCUGGAGGCUGAACUGCGUGACCUCAUGUCCCUGGAUGAUGACAUCGUGUGUGAGGUGUACAGGUACUCCCUUCCUCCGUCCCCCUCGUUGAUCCGGCUGCCUCCUCUCCUCUGGGCUCGUCUCAGACGGGACCUCCAGGAUCAGCUGGAAGAGCGCUGGACAAGCGGAGUCGCCACCAUUGCCUUCAACAACCGACAUCUGUGCGAGGCAGUUUCAGCUCGGUAUCUGACGUCACAGCGUCGCGGGCAGAAACUCAAGAUCCUGGCGGAGUACUUCCUGGGUCGGUGGUCGGGUAAACUUAAGCCGGUUGCUCUGCCGGGCCUCUCGCUGCUGCUAUCUGACAGAAAGGUCCCGCCUCAACCCUUGUGGUUUGCUCCAGGAUUGGCCAACAUCAGGAAACUUGAGGAGCUGCCCCAUCACCUGCUGCAUGCUGGUCUGUGGGAGGAGCUGCGACAGGAAGUCAUUGGCAGUGCUGAGUGGCUGUACUGUAAGAUGAGGGUGUGCGGGGUGUCCAGUGUGAUCCGGGACCUGGACCAGUGCUCUCAGUACAUGGACUGCACUGAGACCCGACUCAUCCGAGACACCCUGGUCCUGAUCAAAUCCAGUUUGGACUUCCUGGACGGUCACAUGGAACCGUUCCUCUUUUACGCUGAGCUGCUGGCCAGACUCUUCUCCUUGGCGAGGCCUUUCUCCUCUGUGAUUGGUCAGCUGUGUAGUCAAUGUGAGGAGAGCCUACUGAUGUGUCCCGAGCCCGUCCUCAUUCCUAAGUGCAGUUUCCUGCAGCAGCCAGGGGGGGCGCUACAACACACUCUGACCGGACUGCUGGGAGGUGUGCUCUGUGUACACGUCAGUGUGGAGGCGGGGCUUCUGGUUGCAGGCUCAGAAGAUGGGACGGUGGCGGUCUGGAGCCUCGCUGACCAGAGGCUCGUACACUCACUGCUGGGACACACCGGUGCAGUUCUGUCCGUCAAAGUGGUUGGCAUCGCCGCCCACUGCUUCUCAUUGGCUGCUGACGGUUCUCUGAGGAGGUGGAGCCUGAUAGACGGCCAACAGCAGCUGUGCAUCCAGGAGGCGGUGCCAGUUGACUCCACCCCUUCCUCAGUAUUCCUCCACCUGUCUGAAGAGCUGAUCUGUGUUUACACCAGGACACAGGUGAAGAUGUGGAAGCCGACCGGAGCUGAGCUCCUCCUCCUCAGCAGCAGUGACGAUGAGGAUGACGGCUUGAUGGUUCUGGGAGUUUUGGGCGCAGCGGUGGUUCGUCUUGGUGACUCUGGUCUGGUCAGAAUCUCCCACCCUGUUAAUGAGAGUCAAACUGUUGAGACUCAGCCGGACUCAAGCCCACAGAGAAGUUUAACUCCUGUGAAAUCUGUUACAUUACCCAAACGUGGGAAGGUGUUUGUGGUUUCUAAAGAAGGAUUUCUUCAUCAGAUUUCCACAACGGAGAAGCAGACAGCCGUCCCGUUUCCUCUGGUUCCCUCUUUGCUUUCUGUCACUGAAGAUGAAAAAAUACUAAUAGCAGGAAGUGAGCGGACUCUGAGUCUCUUUAACAUCAACCGAGACUCUGUGGACAGGUUCCUCGACCUCCAACACGACGACAACGUUUUGUCCGGCUGUGUGUCUUCGGACUGCCGACUGCUCGUCUCGGGAGCUGCUGACCAACUCAUACGAAUCUGGUCGGUGACCACUGGUGCGUUGUUGGACACUCUGUGUGGUUCAGACGCCCCCGUCACUUCUGUUGUGCUUUAUUACGGCUUCGUGGUGUCAGCCUCGACGGCAGCUGCCGGCGUCCAUCUGUGGAAUCUGAAGUACGACACCGACCACAAGCCCGUCGCCCACAUCCCUGCUGGCUGCGCCCACGUCGUUGUCGCCAAAGAUUCAGACCGAGUUUUUUACGUCCGGCAGCAGAACCAAACGGAGGUCAUCAGCUGGAACAACAACACAGGGUGUCUAUCGGAGCGAUUGGCGGUCUCUGCCGAGGUCUGCUGUCUGGAGUUGGCUCAAAACAAACGGCUGCUGUUCUGCGGCCUGAACACCGGCACCGUCCUCAUCUACCCCUUGGCCCUGCCCCAGGAGACGCUGUGCCUCCCCCCUCCGGAGAGCCUCUCCAGGGUGCUCUGCCUGGCCGUCAGCUCCCAGGAGAAGCACAUGGCCGUGGCCUACGAGGACUCCAUUUGCUUGUUCGAGAUCACCACCAGGGACAGCUUCCCCGCGGUGGAGGGACCCUUGCAGCGGCUCCCCCUGUCGCUCCUCCACGCCCCACUGUCCUCCAUGGCCCUGCUGUCCGACCGCAGGCUGCUGUACGGGACGAGCUGCGGGGAAGUCCGGUUCCACGACUUCUGCAACGGCAGCAGCUCGGAUCUGGAGGCUCAUCGCGGCCGAGUCACCUGCGUGACGGUCAGUAACUGGGGGACCCGAGCACUGGUGGGCUCCGAGGACGCCGUCCUGAGGCUGUGGAGCCUGAGCCCACUGGUCCUGGACCACACCAUGGAGUACAAGGGUUUCUUCUUCGAGGGCGUCCUCUCCGCUGCUUUCUCUGAGAGCGAUCAGUUCGUCUUCACUGGAUCUCAGGACCGAACGGUCAAAGUCUGGGACGUCGCUACGGGAGACCUGCUGUACGUCCAAUACGUCUACUCCCCCGUCGUCAGGAUGGUGACGGUCAGGAGCGGCUUCGUGGCGUUGUCUCAGCAAGGCUGCGUCAUCAGGGAGGAGUUUCGCUGCCCGGAGCACGUCAGUCCGGAUUACAACCCUCUGAGGAACGUCAAGGCCCGGUACCGGAUCACCUCCCGGGAGAAGACCGGCCAGCCGGUCCAGCAGAGGCCCGGAUCCGACCUGGAGCACUACAACCCGGCCCUGUUCAACCUGGACCUCGUGGGCCGGCUGAGAGAGAAACCCUCGUCGGCCUGCCUCAUCCUGUAGGACGCCGGGGCCAAACUCCAGGGGCCUGCAGGCUCUCGGGAGUUUUCAAAAGACAACGAGUGAAAAUGUUUAUAGUGAAGUUGUAACCAGUUAGUGAACAUGAAUAAUAUACAUAAAUGAAUCAUGAAUGUUUAGAUAUAGAACAUGUAUUUUAUAACAAUGUGUUAAAAUGCAUUCAUUAGUUUUUCUGGUCAUGUACACGCUUACACAAUUUAGCACUAUUUUGUUAAAAAUAUAAGUAUAGCUGUAGUGAGUGCAGAACAGAGAUGGACACAGGAGCUGCUGCAGUGGAACCGACAGUGACCCCACCUGCUGUCCUCCAUGAAGACAACAGGCGUCCACUCUGCAGGUUUUAACCCUUCAUCAAACCACAAGAACAGCAGCAGUGUGACAGACAGCUGGUCCACCUGAGAGCAAACACAAACACGACUGGGCCAUAAACACGGAGGCAAAGUCUGUAGUUUGAGUUAACCAUUUACAGGACGAAUGAAGCAGCGACCCACUCUGCUGUUGGUUUCACAAGUUUUAACUCAACGUCUGAGGCGUCUGGUUAUUCCCUCCUGUGGUACUUUACCUUUUUGUUCCAUCAGAGCGAGAGGCAGCGAUGGGAAAACUCUUCGCUGCGGUUUCCUGUUUGUUGCUGAGCGCGGCAGCGGUGGCGGCCCAGGGAGGCUAAGAUGCAGGAGCGCGCGCUGCCUCAGUGGCUCACCGGGAUCAUCGCCGUCUCCGGCUUCCUCUUCCUCGCCUUUGUCGGCUUCCUGGUGAAGAAGGCCUGGUGUGAGGAGCCACGGAGG
This is a messenger RNA of Gasterosteus aculeatus aculeatus (three-spined stickleback), 5977 nucleotides long. RefSeq names its product NACHT and WD repeat domain containing 1 (gene nwd1). The record is from RefSeq and is a predicted model, not a curated record. Gene Ontology annotation, molecular function: protein binding. Lineage: Eukaryota; Metazoa; Chordata; Actinopteri; Perciformes; Gasterosteidae.